UCUUUCAGCAUCUCCCAAACACAUUAGCUAGCCUGCUAGCUAGUAAACUUAAAAGCUUCCAAAGACAUGAACCGCAAAAGAAACCACAGUUUCACCGAAACAAGCCUUUCUUCCGAUCCUCAAAACGCGUACAUGGACUCCGCUGGAAUUGCGGUGCGAGCGGAGGACGAUUUCUUGGAAUCUGAGCCCGACGAAGAGCUACUCUGUUCCGUGAGCGACAUCACCGAACACCUUGGGAGAAACAUAACAGUGGUGCUUGAGACUGCGUUGUCCGAAAUAAGAAAAAUGGUCAGCGUCAGGAUACGAGUCCUGAAAAUGGAACUUAGGGAGAAAACAGACGAAAUCGAAGUCCUGAAAGCGAGGUUGGAGAUACAAAGAGACGGUAGGGACCCGUACACCGGCGGAAUGACCACCGACGCUUCACCUAUAAUAAGGAAAUCUGACUCCCAUUCGGGGAGCAAGCACAACAACAACGACCUAAAGAAAGCCAAACCUGUCAUGCCCGGAGUGAAGAAAGAAAAUAUUAAUGCCAUUUGCGACUAUCUGAUGAAAGAUAAGAAUUCACGCGGUGGUGAGGCAGACAAUGACCCGAACAACCCUCCGGCAGUUAGUGACAGGGACAUGCGACACGACCCCCAGCCGCACUCCCUCAACCUGUGGACGGAUAGUAGCAUACCAGGCGCCGGGCCUGGGGAUGUGGAAUCAGACUCGGCCACGGACGACAUAUUCGGUAUGCUACCGUCGGGUAGCAAGCGAAUCUACGAUUAUGAGUGGAUGAGCGGGGUGGAGUACACGUCGGAUUUGAAAGGAAUGAGGGAGCCUAAAUGUGAGAGUGCCACAACGCCAGAUGAAGACGAGGAAGCCAACGAAGACCGAGUGGGGGAUGAGUCAAAGGAAGAAAGGGAUGAUGGAUUGGGGCAUCCCCCAGCCCCUCUCUCCCACGACACCCACACCUCCGACUUCCCUCUGCCUCCUCAAGUGUCUCCAGGAGGGGAGGGAGACAGUUCCAUGGAGGGCCAUGUGAAUCGACUAGAACCAGGUCACCAGUUUCCCGCCCACAUGUUCCUCUGCCCGCUGUGUGGGACUUUCUGCCCGGACUCCUUGUUCCUGGAGGAGCACCUCAAACUUUUGCACGGCGAUGCCGCCGGCGCCCCACAGUCCACCUCUGCUGCGCCCCUUGCCCCGGGUGAGGGCAGCAGCGAGACCAAGCGGGGACCGGAAGGAGGCAGAGGCGGGGCCGGGGGCGUGGCGAGAGGCGCCGGCGGGACGCGGGAGAAGAAGGUGGAGGGCGGUUAUGAGUGCAGUGACUGCGGCCGCCACUUCAACUACCUGGGCAACCUGCGGCAGCACCAGCGCAUCCACACAGGCGAGAAGCCCUUCAUAUGCCCAGAGUGCGGCGAGAGGUUCCGACACGCCGCCCGGCUGAAGAGUCACCGGUUAGGCCACAACGGCGGCCAGAGCCCCUUCCCCUGCCCCCAGUGCGGCAAGGGAUUCCCCGUCUUGUCGGGCCUGAAGAGGCACCAGAGGGUGCACACGGGCGAGAGUCCAUACGCCUGCCAGCAGUGUGGACGGCGCUUCAAGGAGCUGGGCAACCUGUACACCCACCAGAGGAUCCACAGCGGCGCCACGCCAUACUGCUGCCAGCAGUGUGGGAGGAGCUUCCGUCACCUGGGCACCUACAAGAGCCACCGCUGUGCCCCCGUGCAGUGACGGGCGUCGCCAUGGGGCUAGCCGGUCCGCCCCAGGAGCUUGUCGACAUGCUUGUGAGGCUGAAUGAGACAGGGGGGACGUGGGCCGGUUCUGCGCUCUAGACGGUCUAGGUAUGUGCCAAAGGUCACGACGCUGCGCGAUGGAGAGGUGAAAACAUGCUCGGCCUUUGACCACUAGUCCCAAAAUAGGAGGAUUCGGUUUUAGGCGUGCGUGCAUGUGCGUGCGCAUGCGUGUGUGUGUGUGUGUGUGUGCGUGCGUGCAGGCUGUGCUGUUGGGAAGAAGACUAACAACCUUGUGACCACUGCCCCCGUGUGGACUUUUAUAUGACUGCACAAAUGAAGCCUCACGGUGGCGCUGCUGUGUUAAAACCUCACUUACUGUACCUACCAACUGCUGUCCAGGGCAGAUGAGUUGGCAUUUUAUCAGUUUUAAUAACUAUGAUGUAACCUAAAUUACUGACACUUUAUUUAACCUUUUUUUUUUUUUUUUUUGUAUGUCCAUCUUCAGGAUGACUAAAAAUCUUGAGAGUUUCUGGUGAACUGAUUUAUGUAACAAUGAUUUCAGUACUGAGGUUUAGGUUCACACUUGGUCAUUGAAGGAAAAAAAAAUCCCUUCUGUCUAUUCACUCCACUUGUGAAGCUAAAAGUGUGUCGGGCUGGGCGAUAAGACUGAGACAUCAAGAUCAACUCAGUGGCAAUGUAUUUUGCAAAUUUGCAAUCACACGUGGGCUUUGGAAAGACCACUGAACAAGCAAGUGUCUUGCACACACGCAAACAGGUUGUGGACUUUGAACAUGAAAUCCUGUAUAAAAAAUAAAUAAGUUUAAUCUUACACCAAAAAAUUUUAACUUAUAAUAACUGAACCAUAAAUACAUAUGGCAUGCUUUAAAAUGCUACAAACCAAGUCAUACUGUAUCAGAUUAUCAUUCAUCCUACUUGAAUGUUUUGUAUUAAAGUUGACUGUUUUAUCAGUCUAUUGACUAUAGAAUUUAAAAAUAGGACCCCAACAUUCACAGAUUGAGCUGUUACGCUCCUGAAGUUGCCGUUUUUCCUAACAAGUGAAAACCCACUCGGUGGCUCGAAUGUUGCCAUUAACGACGCGUGCUUUCAUGAAGCCGGAUGUAUUUUACAUCCGCGUUGGUUGUUGAUGUCAAUCAUGUUAAGCAGCUUACCAUUAUCUGGGGAGACCAUGUCACUCCUCUGGACUCCAGAAACAGCCUACCUGCGUACAGGUGAGGUGGUAGGGUAGAAGGAUUGGCAUUUCUGCACCAAACGAGAACUUUGUGCAGGGUAAUGCUAGUUGACAGCUGGGUGGAGCUCCUUCCUUCACAUGUUUCUUAAUCCCUUAAUAUUAAAGGCAGUGUGAUUUAUCUUGGAUGUCGAAAGUAUGAAAAGGAUCCAUGAAAUCCGCUCAUCUGAUAUUAUAACGGAGACACGUUUGUUGGAGGUGGGGGGAAAUGUGUUUUGUUUUUGUUAUAUUAACGUAGCUUCCAGUCUGUUUUUGUCAGGCCGAAAUAAAAAUAAAAUAAAUAAAGUGAUCUAGAUAUGAGUUGCCAAGUUUGCAAGCCAAUGCAGAAGACGGGGUUGGGGUUAAACCCCGAAACCCAACUUUGAGAACAACUAGCCUUGUAGAACAUGAUCGACUCACAGACUCCACGAUAAAUAAAUCAGCAAUGCAGGUGUGAAUCGGACCUGUUUCUCAGAAAAGAAAAUGAACAAGUCAGUUUAGCAAGCUCCAGUAGCCUGACAAUACAUCUUUUGAGUUCAUCUUUUUGGGACUCUAUCGCCCAGCCCUAUAACAAGGAGUCAGACUUGUCAAAAACAUCUCUGGUAAAUAGUGAUUAUAAAAUUGUUAGACGUACAAUGCUAAUCAUUGGCCAUCUGUCAUAUGCUUCCUAGUAGACGUUAUUACAUGGUGAUUGUGCAGUGUGAAUGUCCUGCAUCACUGUUCCCUGUCCAUAAAGACAAUAUGCUGUGAGGGACACAAUCAGGGUUGGAGGACUAGCAUACUUGCAAUUAAUUCUAAUAAACUGUUUCU
Esox lucius (northern pike) is the source of this 3747-nucleotide messenger RNA. It is a transcript of the gene znf16l, whose product is annotated as zinc finger protein 16 like. Gene Ontology annotation, biological process: regulation of transcription by RNA polymerase II. Lineage: Eukaryota; Metazoa; Chordata; Actinopteri; Esociformes; Esocidae. The transcript has 3 exons. Gene Ontology annotation, molecular function: DNA-binding transcription factor activity; RNA polymerase II cis-regulatory region sequence-specific DNA binding. The coding region runs from base 67 to 1710 and encodes 547 amino acids. The record is from RefSeq and is a predicted model, not a curated record.